Molecule: messenger RNA, 3862 nt
Organism: Salarias fasciatus (jewelled blenny)
Lineage: Eukaryota; Metazoa; Chordata; Actinopteri; Blenniiformes; Blenniidae
Exons: 8
Coding region: 83-2905 (940 amino acids)
Molecular function (GO): protein binding
Source: RefSeq, a predicted model, not a curated record
CCAAAAGAGCCCCCAAGGAUGCUGCGCCGCACAUGCGCGUUGUGCACCUACCGGAGCGCCAGAGGUAGGGAAGGCAGCCCUAAUGGCGGAGAAUGUACGCUCGCCUUUUGACUACCGGGAGCCACCGACCCUCGACAGCGACGGGGAUGGGAGCAAGCCGCCGCCGCCGCGGGGCCGCGUAUGUGGGAGAAAAAGGAAGGGGACGCCCGUGAAGGUGUGCGACCGAGCGUACGUAACAGAAGAUGAGGAGGAGGAGAGCAUGUCGGAGCACAGCUACAGCCCUGGUGAUGGGCAGUACGCAGAGGGGGCAGAAGACCGCCUCCCCCCGCCCGGCAGCCCCUACUACCUGCCCGAUCCCACUCAGCUCUGCGUGCCCGAGCUGGGGGAGGACGGGGCGAGCGGCGUCGGGGGACCCGUGCUCUUCCACCCGCCCCCCAACUGCCGGAUCCGAGAAGUCCACUGCGGGACUCAGGUGCGGCUGGUCGUCAUCGCCAUACGAGACAUCGUCAAAGGGGAGGAGAUCACGGUGGACUACAGCCUGACGGACUGGGGCGAGAACGCCAUGGAGGAAGACGGUGGCCCCCACCCGCUGUCCCUCUCCGUCUCGGAUUACCUGACCCCCUCCUGGUCGCUGUCGCCCUCGUCCUCGCCGCUCACCCACUCCGAGCCCAGCGACUCGGACCGGGAGGAAGACGAGGAGGAGGAGGACGACGACGAUGACGACGACGACGAAGAGGAGGAGAUGGAGGAGAUGAGGGGCCGCAUGCUCCGCCGCCGCAAGAAGCGCAAGAUCCCCGCGGCGGUCAACUCCAAGAAGAAGAGCGCGCCCACCUCCUCCCGGGGCCCCGGGCGCCCCUGCUCCUCCUUCUCCCGCCCCGCCUCCGUUCCGCCGCCGGGCCGGUCACAGCCGCAGCCCUCGGUGGGCUCGCUGGCUCCGCCCACCACGAACAUAAACAAUAACAUCAACAUAAACAUCGGCAGCUCCAGCGGCGCCACGGUGAGCCGGCGGCAGCACUGCCCGUACUGCGGCCGCCACUACCGCUCGCUGGCGCGCCACCUGGAGAAGCACCACGCCAACCAGCCAGAGGUCCGCACCGCCAUGGAGAUGGCCCACCUCCACACGCAGAACCCCUCCAACGGCAGCGCCGCGCACCCCCACCCCUCCUCCUCGUCCUCCGCCCCCCACGGCCACUCCUUCGCCGUGCCGCAGCCCUCGCCCUCCAACCCCGCCCCGCCCUCGCUCUUCGCCAGAGAGCGGGAGUCGCCCGCCACCCGCUCCAGCACCGGCAGCGUCUCCUUCUCCCUCUCGCUCUCGCCGUCCCCGACUUCGACUCAGCCCGCUGCCGCCGCCGCCACCGCCGCCAAGAAGGGACCCAGCCUACCGCUGGCGCCCUCCAAACUCCCGGCGUCCCCGAUGGCGGCGCGCGUGAAGAGCCCGUCGCCGCCUCCGCCGUCAACACCAAAGAGGGGUCGGAGGAUGAAGAAAGAGAAGCACGAAGAGCCGCCGAAGGUGGAGGUGGAGAGCGCAAGAAACCAGGAGGAGCUGGCUCCGCCUCCCACGCCGGAGCCGGACAUCGACCCCGAGGAGGAUCUGGAGCUGAGCGCCGACGGCGAGGACGAAGCGCCGGAGGAGAAGAAUGGAGAGACGGAGAGCCCGCCGAGGCACCACAUCUCGCCGCUGCUGUCGUCCCUGUCCUGCCUGGUCCUGUACCUGCGGCGCCAGCAGCACUCCGCCUACCAGUCGCUGAGCCGCUCGCCGCACUCGGCCGAGGCCUGGCGGCUGCUCUGCCACUCCAGCCUCUCCCUGCUCAUCCUCUACAACCGGCACCGGGAGUGCGAGGUGGCCAAGCUCACCAUCCAGGACUACCGCAGCCGCGUCACCCCGCAGCCGGGCGCCGCCUCCAACCCCGCCUCCGGCAUCGAGGCCCUGCUGUCGCCGUUCGAGCGCCAGGUCCUGUGCCAGCUGCCGCGCGCCGGCGUCCUGGGCAAGCGCGGCCGCGUCCAGCCGCUCAUCCUGCCGCCGCACUGCGAGUCCUGCCUGGACCUGCUGCUGCGGACCAGCCCCAACGUGGGCGUGGACCCCGAGAGCCCGUACGUCUUCUCCCGGCCCUACCACUCCCCCGCCACCCCGCUGCGGGGCACGGACCUGCUGAGGAACCUGGCGAGGUCCAGCGGGGCGAAGAACGCCGGCGCGCUGACGGCGACACGCGUGCGGCGGCAGGUGGCCAUCCUGACGCAGCUGCUGCUGCUGGACGAGUGCGAGGGCCAGGGCGCUGCCACCAAGCGGCUGGAGGACUUCCUGGAGAACGAGUACCACGUGACCCAGAACUGCUCCGGCAUCAUCCGGGACCCGGCCCUGAUGGGCCGGGUCGGCCGCGUCAUCCUGUACGGGGAGAGGGAGGGCGUGCUUUUCCGAGGGAUGAGCCUUCAGCACAUCUGCCUCGAGCUGGACGUGAUGUCUGGGAACUCGGCCGACUCCUUCUCGGAGGAUUCCGAGGCAGAGAGGGAGAAAGAGGAGGUGAAGGAGAAGCCGGAGCCCGUGGUGAAAAAGAAAGGCCCGGGCCGGCCCCCGCGGAAGAAGAAGGCCUGCGCCCCGUCGCCGGCCGCCCCCCCAUCGAUACCAAACGUCCACAAGAGGAGAACCAUCCCGCCCAAAUCAGGUAAGCGCGGCGUGCUGAAGCGCCCCUGGUCGGAGGCGGAGCGCGUCGCCGUGGAGACCCACCUGAAGAGGAACCUGAUGGAGCUGCGGGUGCCCGCCAAGGCGGACUGCGAGCGCUGCCUGGAACUCUGCCCCCUGCUGGUGAGCAACCAGCGGGACUGGAGGGCCAUCAAGUUCUACGUCCACAACCGCAUCCAGCUGCUGAAGAAGCAGGGGCGGAGGGAGAGCGCCGCCGCCGUCAGCUAGAACGAACGCGAGCGGGAGAGACGCGCGAAGGAGGGCGAGCGAGGGCGUCGUGUACAAAAAAAAAAAAACCACCAGCAAUCACAAAACGCGGGGCUGAGACUCUGCGGCGGUGGGGUGCAGCUUUCUCUUUUUCCUUUCCCGGUCGUAAGGGAGUAGUGUAAUACAAGCGACGUAAGCUACAGAGGCGGGUGGAGGAUCCUGUGUCGGCGGUGUCGGGGACGCCGUGUGUGUCCCUCACACGGAUUGGACAAAAUGUAUUAUUACAUGUGAAUAUGAGUUCAGACCGUGAAUGCUUUUCUUAAAGAAAACACUUUUUUUUUUAAUGGUAUUUUUACUUUGAUAGAUAGCUGACAGUGUUGAGAGAAAGAUGGUUAAAAGAAAACAAAACAGCAACUCUAAAAGGUCUGCGAUGCGGUGUGUGUGUGUGUUCUCCAGGCCGCCAGACCACAUCCUCCGUCUUGCAUUUACUUCCACUGAAGGCUGACGACCAAACAUGAAUGUUUAAAGCUUUGGAGGAGGAAACCAAUGGUUUUAAUCUUAAAAAAAAAAAAAAAAAAAAAAAAAAAUCCCCACAGGUAGACUGUGUUGUGUGAAAACAAAUGAACUUGUAUAGUUUGUGUUUGAUACUGACUGAUAUUGUACGCCCGAGGAGUGUAUUUAAAACAAAAAGAAAAAAACAAAAGUUCAGAGUUUCAGACCAUGAUCCACCUGUGAAGUGUUUUUUGCAUACCUCUAUAGUAAGACUAGUAUGUAUCAAGGCACGCCUACUUGAAUUUAUUGCGUAUCUUUUUUUUUUUCUUCUUUUUUUGUCUUUCAGAAUCAACAUAUGGUCUUAUUCACAAUGUAAAUACUUCCUAAUCUAUAACAGUAUGCAGUAGUGAUGACAAAGUUAGUCCUGUGUUCGGGUGUAAAUACUGUAAAUAUUAUCUGUACUUAUUAAAGUGUACGACAUUUUGA